UCAUUCAUCUUAGUCUAUUCAUUCAAUCUAUUUAAAUUUUUAUUUAUUGUUCUCAUAGUUUUUUAACUAUUUUUAUUUUUAUGGUGAAUGCAUAUUCAUAAAUAAAUAUGAUUGAUGAAGAUAGAAAAACGUUAUGGUGUGGUAAUCUACCUGAACAAUCUACUGAAGAAUUACUUUAUGAGCUUUUCCUACAGGCAGGACCAUUGGAGAGUGUAAGGAUAGGUAAAGACAAAGAUGGACGUCAGAAAAACUUUGCGUUUAUUACAUACUGUCAUGAAGUAUCAGUUCCUUAUGCUUUGAAACUAUUUCAAGGUACAGCCUUGUUUCAUAAGAAGCUGACGCUGCAGUUCCGAGGUCGUCCAAUGCCACUUCCACCGCCGAUACGAUGCUACGGCCCAGAGAUGACAAUGGACUUUGACACUCUCAAUAAUGUUACUCAAAAGUUUAUAGACAUGACAGAAAAAUUGAAACAUGAUGACUAUGCCCCUAUUCAUAAUGUACGGCAAAAUCAAGACUACAAUGAUAAGCUAGUUAGGGCGAGUUUACAAGGUAAUUGGUCACACAGGCAUCACCCAUACAACCCACAUAAAGACAAUAAUAUGUAUACACGAGACAGCUACAGAUCACGGGAUAACUAUGGGGACAAUUAUAAAAGUAGCAAUCGCAAUAAGCGUUCAAGCAAUUGGCAUGACAGACGGCAUCACCAAAAAAAUUAUCACAGGAGAGAAUGACAGAUUAUUGUAAUUAAUACAACAAAUCAUGAACACAAAAGCAACAGCUAAGUUUAUGUUAAAAAAUAAAGACGGGAAGUGUUGAUAAUUUUAAAAGAAACAUUUCAAUAAGGGAGUUGGUAUUAACUGCUAAAUGUAUGAUAUUAAAAAAAAUU
This is a messenger RNA of Achroia grisella, 886 nucleotides long. RefSeq names its product RNA-binding protein 7. The record is from RefSeq and is a predicted model, not a curated record. Gene Ontology annotation, molecular function: single-stranded RNA binding. The coding region runs from base 108 to 731 and encodes 207 amino acids. The transcript is spliced from 2 exons. Gene Ontology annotation, cellular component: nucleus. NCBI's taxonomy places the organism in Eukaryota, Metazoa, Arthropoda, Insecta, Lepidoptera, Pyralidae. Gene Ontology annotation, biological process: regulation of alternative mRNA splicing, via spliceosome.